ACUCAGUUACUCGCGGGACGUCCAUCCGUUCGAUUUAACAGCAAAAUACGGAAGCUUUGCGCAUUUGCUUGGAAUUUUAAUAAAUAAAGAUUUGUCGGGCAAUACAAGACGCACAUUAACAAUGGCUGCCAAUAAAUUGUGCUACACUUUGACUACAGGUGUUAUCCUGUGCCUGGGCUUUGCGGCUCUAAUUCAAGGACAGGAUAAGCUGCUGAAUGAAGUGUGCCUGGGUUGCCUGUGCGACGCUGUCAGCGGCUGUAAUCAGACACGUUACUGCGGCGACGGCGCCUGUGGCCUGUUUCACAUCACCAGGGCCUACUGGGCGGAUGGUGGCAGCCUGACCCUGAACAACGACAGUCCCCAGGCGGAGGAGGCCUUUGUAAAUUGCGUGAGUGAUCCCUAUUGCGCGGCGAACACCAUCCAGAACUACAUGAGGAAGUUUGGACAGGACUGCAAUGGCGAUGACGUCGUCGAUUGCUACGAUUAUGCGGCCAUACACAGGCUGGGUGGUUUUGGCUGCAAGGGCGAACUGACCCAACAAUAUAAGAACUCACUGGAUGAGUGUCUCAAGGCACACUCGAACAUUAAUGUGCGCAUAUUGCAUUAAGCUUUAUUUUCAUUAUUUAUAUGCAGCUGUGAGCUGAAAUUUGCAUCUUGAAUCGUUCGAAUUGUGCAGAAACCUUAUAAGAAGAAGCUUUAUAUAAAUGUAUAUAUAUAAAGCCCAUACUAAAAUAAAAACUAAAAUAUGGUUUAAUUUAA
This is a messenger RNA of Drosophila montana, 759 nucleotides long. Its product is annotated as lysozyme-like. The coding region runs from base 122 to 607 and encodes 161 amino acids. Gene Ontology annotation, molecular function: lysozyme activity. The transcript has 3 exons. The record is from RefSeq and is a predicted model, not a curated record. Lineage: Eukaryota; Metazoa; Arthropoda; Insecta; Diptera; Drosophilidae.